AUGGAAGUAAGAAGACAGAGGUCCACCUCCCGCCCACGUCCAGUGUCACGUCCUACCACCCCGCUGCGAUCGAGCUCCAGAGCCUCCAUACGCGAUGCACACGGGGCCAGCAGCGGUGGAUCAAGGCCAGGAAUAAACAGCUUAGAGCCUCAGUUUGCUGAACUUGCUGAUUCAAUGGCUGACCUGGAGGAGAAUUUUGCCCAUCUCCAGCUGAUGCAUGAGAGUCUGUCAAGGUUCAAUGAGAGCUUUGCGAGCUUUUUAUACGGACUGAAUAUGAACGCAUUCUGCGUGGAUUUUCCAGAGACCCCCAUUCCAGAGUCUUUUACCCGUUUUAAGCAGAGGGAGAAAGCAAGAGAGAAAGAAGCCGAAUUGCAAUCUGCCUCCGAACAACCAUACCAGUCUGCCGUACAUGACGCCGAAACAACUUUCAUGACUACCGAUACUUCGUUUGUUGAUAAUCCGCCAAACACUACUAAAUCUUCCGUGAGAUACACGACGCCCGCUGCAGCCUCGAAAAGGGCACCUACAACGAGCUCCACACGCGGUUUCAGUUCUAGUCGUUAUUCAACCAGAGGAGCCUCAUCAACUGGUCGGCAAAGGGGAAGCAAACUUGCACGCCCGAGGGGCAGGAGUAUACGCUGA
Messenger RNA from Microsporum canis CBS 113480, 642 nucleotides. RefSeq lists its product as hypothetical. The record is from RefSeq and is a predicted model, not a curated record. The transcript is spliced from 4 exons. Gene Ontology annotation, cellular component: mitotic spindle; DASH complex; mitotic spindle polar microtubule. Gene Ontology annotation, biological process: mitotic sister chromatid biorientation. The coding region runs from base 1 to 642 and encodes 213 amino acids. Lineage: Eukaryota; Fungi; Ascomycota; Eurotiomycetes; Onygenales; Arthrodermataceae.